AUGACCAGCUCCAUGGUCUCUGGUGCAUCGUAUGGGUCUCAGCAGGGAAUGAACUACAUGCACCACAAAGACCCCUACCUCUCUCUACAACAACACAUAUUCGAGCUGGAGAUUGAGAACACCUCGCUUCUGGUGGAACGGGAGGCUCUUUGUGUCGAGAAUAAAACAACAGUUCUGCUUUAUGAGAAGCUUAUCGCAAGCGGCGCUUUCCCCAGGUUUCCCAUCACCAAGCUCAACCGCCCCACUUCUCCAUCUCAUCCCAACUACAUUCGAUUCUACACCUCGAAGGCCUACAACACCUGGCUCAUCUCUGCCGAAGCUCAAAAGUCUGACAACGCUUGUGGUCCUGAGCCAUAUCUUGAGCGGGCAUCGGACGGAACCAAGCUCAACGCUGAAGAUAUCAGUCGAAUUCAGAAGACAUGCCGCCUUGCCUGCGCAGAGCUGGUCCAGAGAGCUUUGGCUCCGCAAACCUGGAGCCAGAUCAGUGCAUCCGGGCGUAUUCUUGUUCACUCCAUCAUGGAGGAGAACCACCCAGAAUUUGUGUUGGAUAGCGACGGGUACAAGCUCAAGCUCUCCUUCACUAAGUGGUACCCUGGUUGGAAGCAGAACAACCUCGACAAGGACGGGAGGUGGCUCCGGAAGGAGUCGGGUGAUGACAUUAAGGAGGAGGAGGAUGGUGAUGGUGAGGGGCAUGCAACCAGUGUCAAACAUGCGAGAAGCGAUAGCCACGUUCCUGCAUCACAGAGGGCGCUGAAAAGGAGUAAAGUGGAGACCUCUGUCUCCCCCGCACCCCAAGCAAUCAACUCGGCGCCUCCUGCAAACACGAAUGUGCCAGCAACGCCUACUUCGAUGGAGGGCAAUGAAAGCGAUAGCGAUGACGGGCUGAAAGAGCUGUGUUUUGGAGAUACUGACGAGGAGAUACAGGUUGAGGAUCUCCUAUCCCUGGCUACAUUUGCAACUACGAGGUUCAUCACAACUUCGCCCGCAUCUCCCACCACUGACGCAGCCACCAAAACCCCUGCUGAACCCACUAUUGCCGACACUAGUUCUCGAGGCUCCCCGCCGACUCAGAACGAUGAGGCCGAGGUCAAGCCCAUCAACACUCCACCUCCAUCCCCGGAUGCUGCUGCCACUCCAGUCCCCAUUCCCACUGUUAAUGCUGACACGGGUUCAAAAAUGCGCGUCAAUUACAAGAAACCCAGCGGAAAGAUGCUCUGUGCCCACCGUUACCUACGCUCCAGCAAUCCGGCGGUUUCUAGCAAGACAACGGCGACAUUCAACACGUACUAUAGCAGACUCCCCCAAGAAACAAAGACGUUAAUUACUCUGCUCCUUUACGAUAGCGAACAUUCGAAGCUUGUCUCCGAGGGCAAGUGGGACAAGAACGCGAACUACAAAACAAAUCUGUCUCUCAAAGACGCUCUCAACAGCGACCUUCUAUGA
Molecule: messenger RNA, 1443 nt
Organism: Coniophora puteana RWD-64-598 SS2
Lineage: Eukaryota; Fungi; Basidiomycota; Agaricomycetes; Boletales; Coniophoraceae
Exons: 10
Coding region: 1-1443 (480 amino acids)
Source: RefSeq, a predicted model, not a curated record